Molecule: messenger RNA, 1116 nt
Organism: Dentiscutata erythropus
Lineage: Eukaryota; Fungi; Glomeromycota; Glomeromycetes; Diversisporales; Gigasporaceae
Source: the annotation of a GenBank genome assembly
AUGCAGCAACAGACAGCGGAAACAACGAAUCUGGAAAAACCACAAGAAUGGCAUGAAAUUUUGAGUGAAUUCUUUUUGAAAAUCCAAAUGGUUGAAACAAAUAGGGCUUUCCAAAUGGAAUUGGUUGUUCUUUCUUCUGAACAUGAAAAACAAAUAGCAAAAUAUUUAGAUCGGUUAUUACAAGAAUUGACAUCAUGGAGAUCGAGAAUUGAGAUCGAUGAAUCAACAUCAUCUAUUAAGAGAAAGAAUGAUCAAGAGGAUGGACCACGGAUUGAAGAGAAUGAGAAUCCGGCAAAAAAAAUUCAAAAGUUAAUGGAUCCACAAAUUGUUCAAAUCAAGGCAACUAACUCGGAGAUCGAGCAGAAAAUCGAUACAUUCAUUAAUCACAAAAAGUCCGAGAUUAAUGAUAGUAAUCGGGCAGAAUUUUUGCGGAAAUCGAAUAAUCCCGAAGCAGAGAUCAACCGCAAUAUUCAAAUGAAGCUUGAUGUUGUAAACAAUGAAGAUGGUCCUUUAGCACGCUCAACGUUUUCGUCAUCACAUCAACGGAACGAAGGAAAUAAGACAUCAGCAACUUAUUUAUCUUCAGGUGUUGAGGAAAGAAUACAGAAUAUUGAAAAACAUUUGAAUGUACAAAUUGUUACACCGGUUCCUCUGGAUGUUUAUACGAGAAUAAAAAUUUUAGAAGAUAAAAUUAUGCAACUCGAAAGAGAAUACCCACCUUGGGCAGCUUUAAAUUUUAAUCAACCCAAUAGACAGCUGCCACCACCACCCGCUACGAUUAUUUCAAGAAACGUAAAUAAUGAAAUAAUUAGCAAUGUGACAUCAACAACAUUAGGAAAGAAAAUAGCACCGAAAAUUGCAGCAACACCCAUGUCUACUACUAAUUCAAUGGCUGAUGUAAGAACAAUUUUACCAGCCAAUUCAACACAACAAUUAUUUAAAUUAUCACGUACACCACGUCCGAUUAAACCAAAAGGGAGAGAACGCGGGCAAACAUCAUUAACACGAACAAUAAUGGAACAAUUAAGGCCAAUACAGUGUGUAGACAGUGAACAACAAAAAGAUGAUAGUAUAGUUCUUAAUGAGUCUACAGAGAAACCUUUUGUAAGUUCAUAG